UCCUAUAAAAAGGCAUGGGAGACUGCCGUUAAAGCACAUUUCGGCGAUCAACAAACCGAAAGCAACAUGAAAACCAUCCUCUUUCUACUGGUCGUUGUUGGAAUUGCAAUCGUAGCAAACAGCGAAGAGUCUAAGAAAGGAAUAAAGAAAGAUGUUUCAUUUGAUAAAGGCAAGAAAGGGUCUGUCGACAAUCUGAGAAGUGAAAAAAAUGUGAAAAACAAAUACAAUUUAAAAAAGGAUUCAAAUAGACAAAUUGGAAUGCCUGGAUUGCCUGUAAUGCCUGGAUUGCCUGGAAUGCCUGGAAUGCCUGGAAUGCCUGGAAUGCCUGGAAUGCCUUCAAGUAACCCCUCAUUAGUCACACUUAUUGGGAUACUAAACAAUUUGAACUUGGACUUUUUUGGAUUUUUAAAUUGUACCUUUAACAAGCUUAUGAUAAAUUUGGACCAAUGCCAUCUUCAACUCGGUGACCUCUCUUUAAGAGGCGAUACCCUAGACAGAUUUGGUCGCAAGGACAGAUGCGAUAAUUGUGGAACGAAUUCAAGUGACCCAUUGCAAUCUAUGAACGAGUUCUGUCCGGCACUUAAUAAUAUUACGAGUGAUGUGGGUUGCAUUCUCAUUCAGCUUUCUUACUUCGAUUGCUUCGAUUACAUUGACAAAUGUCUUACGGCAUUUCUGAAUUGUGCCGGAAUAUAUCUUAGUUUACUUUUUAAUAACGAAAUAGAUUGUGACGGUUUAUUAAUCUUUCUUGAAUAUGUCUUAGAGGUUCUUGGAAAUAUUUUAGAUACUUUAUUUGACGGUUCGUUUGGAACAACCACUCCAAACGUACCAGAUUUCUGCUUAGCAUUAGGCUUAGACCAAAAGCGGAAAAUAUAAUCGACGAAU
This is a messenger RNA of Centruroides sculpturatus (bark scorpion), 882 nucleotides long. RefSeq lists its product as uncharacterized. The coding region runs from base 67 to 873 and encodes 268 amino acids. NCBI's taxonomy places the organism in Eukaryota, Metazoa, Arthropoda, Arachnida, Scorpiones, Buthidae. The transcript has 3 exons. The record is from RefSeq and is a predicted model, not a curated record.